Molecule: messenger RNA, 2871 nt
Organism: Tachysurus fulvidraco (yellow catfish)
Lineage: Eukaryota; Metazoa; Chordata; Actinopteri; Siluriformes; Bagridae
Gene: sema3c
Product: sema domain, immunoglobulin domain (Ig), short basic domain, secreted, (semaphorin) 3C
Exons: 18
Coding region: 214-2433 (739 amino acids)
Biological process (GO): positive regulation of cell migration; negative chemotaxis; neural crest cell migration
Molecular function (GO): semaphorin receptor binding; chemorepellent activity
Source: RefSeq, a predicted model, not a curated record
UCUCCCUCUUUCUCUCUCUCUCCCUCUCGUUCUCCCUCAGUAUGGAAUAGCUCGGCUCGUGUCUCACUCGUCUCUGUUUCUCUCUGUGUGUGUGGACAUUACUGACUGACUGGGACUCAGCUGGUGGAACUGAAACUCUUGUCAGAGGAGACAGACUUCAUAGGAUUCACGAUUCAGGGCAAGCUCUAGGGAAGAGUGUGAAGGUCAAAGGUCAUGGGAAGGUCACCGGGGUCGGAGGUUCCUCUCCUCCUCCUCCUCUUCGUCUCUAUCGUCUCCUCUCUCUCUCCACCUCAGCCCAGAGUCUUCCUCCCCUUUCAAGAGCUGCAGACGAGUCACUCCUUUGAGUUCUACACUCUGUCUGAGAAGCAGAUGGACUACAGGAUCCUGUACGUGGACGAGGAUCAGGACCGUAUGUAUGUGGGCUGUAAAGAUCAUCUGCUCUCCAUGGACAUCAACAACAUCACUCAGGGAACACUGAAGGUUCAUUGGCCUGCAUCCAACACUAAGAUCGAAGAAUGUCAGAUGGCUGGAAAAGAUCCAACUCACGGUUGUGGAAACUUCCUGCGAGUGAUUCAGCCCUUUAACAGAACUCAUCUGUUUAUCUGCGGCAGUGGAGCCUACAGUCCGGUGUGUGCCUACGUCAACCGUGGCCGACGCCCUGAGGAGAAAGUGUUUUACGUCUCCUCAAAGUCAGAGUCAGGAAAAGGACGUUGUUCUUUCAACCCACGAGUCAACACUGUCUCCAUCAUGCUCAAUCAGGAGCUUUUCUCUGGUGUGUACAUUGACUUCAUGGGGACGGAUGCAGCGAUCUUUAGGAGUCUUACAAACAGAAACGCAGUCAGAACGGACCAGCACAACUCCAAAUGGCUCAGCGAGCCUGUGUUUAUUGAUGCUCACCUGAUCCCUGAAGGAUCUGAUCCAAACGACACCAAACUUUACUUCUUUUUCCGUGAGAGACUAACAGACAACAGCGGCAACACCAGGAACAUCCACACCAUGGUGGCACGAGUCUGUCCUAAUGAUGUAGGUGGUCAGCGCAGUUUAGUGAACAAGUGGACGACAUUUUUGAAGGCCCGCAUGGUGUGUUCUGUUGUGGAGGAGGACGGCACUGAAACACACUUUGACGAGCUCGAGAGUGUGUUUCUGCUGGAGACUGAAAAUCCCAAAGGCCUGCUUAUAUACGGAUUGUUCACUUCCACCAGCUCAGUGUUUAAAGGCUCGGCGGUGUGUGUGUAUAACAUGGCCGAUGUGCUGACGGUGUUUAAUGGGCCGUUUGCUCACAGAGACGGACCAAAUUUUCAGUGGACUGCAUUUCAGGGACGAAUGCCGUAUCCACGCCCUGGAACUUGUCCAGGAGGUGCCUUCACUCCCCACAUUCGGAGCACUAAAGAGUUUUCUGAUGAUGUGGUGACGUUCAUGAGGAAUCACCCGCUGAUGUUUAACUCGAUUUACCCACUUGCCCGAAGACCGCUGCUGCUGCGCACACACGCUGAUUACAGAUACACCGCCAUCGCUGUCGACCAGGUGCACGCUGCUGACGGCCUCUACCACGUCCUGUUCCUCGGCACAGACAGAGGCAUGGUGCAGAAGGUGGUGGUCUUACCCACUAAUCGCUCCUUGGAUGAGGAUCUGAUUCUGGAGGAGCUGGAAGUAUUUAAGAAACCAGCAGCAAUAACCAACCUGAGGAUCUCCUCUAAAAAGCAACAGCUGUACGUGAGCUCGGAGUACGGCGUAUCCCAGGUGUCCCUGCACCGUUGCCAUGCCUACGGAUCAGCGUGUGCUGACUGCUGUUUGGCCCGAGACCCGUACUGUGCCUGGGACGGGCGGAGCUGCUCUGCCUUCUACCCUACAGGAAAGAGGAGGAGCAGGAGGCAGGACAUCAUGCACGGAAAUCCACUCACUCAGUGUCGAGGCUUCAACCUGAAAGCUUACAGGAACGCAGUGGAGAUGUAUCAGUAUGGAGUUAGGUAUAACACCACGUUCCUCGAAUGUUCCCCCAAAUCACCACAAGCAUCUAUGCAGUGGCUCAUACAGAGAGAAAACGACCGCAGGAAAGAGGUGAAGAUGAGCGAGCGUGUCGUAGCGACAGAACACGGUCUCCUGAUCCGCUCGGUGCAGCUCUCUGAUCAGGGUCUGUAUUACUGUGUAGCCACUGAGAACGGCUUUAAGCGGACACUCGCCAAAAUCCGGCUCCAUGUGCUGAGUGAGGCGCUAUUGAGCGCGCUCAGUGACAAGCGCUCAUCGUCGUGGAAACCCAAAGCGCUGGCUUCGGCCCUGGGUCCGUCUGAGACUCUGGCCAUGCAGCAGUACUGCAAAGAACGUCAGCAGCUGCAGAGCUUCCAGAUAAAUCCACGAGGAGACCUGGGGAAACUCAAACCGCUGCUGGAGACCCGCAAGAGCCGCAACCGUAGGAACCACCGACACGCCGAGUAGAAGACAGAGGUCCUGGGCCAACGAGGGCGGAGCUUAGGUCGAUUUUAAACAGCCAAUCACAAACUCACUGUUUUAAGCUAUUUCUACACUUCAUAUUUAUAACAAUUCAGCAACAUUAGCUGAAGAUACACAGCACCAUAAAUACAGCAUGUUGCUAAUCAGUAGCCACCUGAUGCUAAGACGCUAGCUAACUCUAGCAAAAAUACAGGUUUUAAUUACAGCAUAUAAUAGUUUAGCAAUAUUCGCUAAGCUAGCCAGCUUUUUAAACACAUGUUGUUGAGAUAUCAUACGUAACAACAAUAUCAUUUGCAUAUUAGAAGACACUUAUUCGCAUAUUCCACAUGAUUGGCUCUAGCGUCGGUACAAUAAUCUGUUCUUUAUGCUAGCUUAUUGUUGAGUACAAUAUUUUAUUCUCCCAAUAAAUUUAUUUGUCUAGUU